Messenger RNA from Cyclospora cayetanensis, 1896 nucleotides. Its product is annotated as AF4/FMR2 family member 4. The transcript has 4 exons. The record is from RefSeq and is a predicted model, not a curated record. NCBI's taxonomy places the organism in Eukaryota, Apicomplexa, Conoidasida, Eucoccidiorida, Eimeriidae.
AUGCACAGCACACCCUGGCAUGGCUACUGCGCGGGGGAUAGAAGGCAGCUGCGAAAGCACUGCUACGAGUCUUCCCCUCUGCCGCAGCAACAGCAGCAGGAAUUGGCCUUUGGAUUUUCUAGGGAUUCUCACGGAUGCUGCUCUCCCGUCGCAGCAGCACCUGCCACUGUCGCUGUUUCCGCCCCCUUGGGGAGCUCUUUCUCCCCUCAGAGGUUGCUGAGCGCUGCAGCCGCAACGCCGUCGGCUUCGACGGCUGCGCAAGCCGAUGCUGCUGCUGUCGACCUAUUGGGAGCCAGAACGGCAGCAGCAGCAGCCGCCGUGCCAGCAGCAGCAACGGAGGCUGCUGCAGCAUGAGUACCCCCCGCAGAUGCAUCCGCACGUGCUGCUGCAGCACGACCAGCAGCAACCGCAGCACUGCCACUUGGGGGUGUCCACUCUUCCGAUAGCGCAUGCAACACCCCAGCAGCUGCAGCACAGGUACCUGGCUCCCGACAGCUGCGUGCAGCAGCAGCAGCAGCAGCAGCAGCAACAGAUGCUGCCGAUGCCUCAGAGGCUGAGAGCGCGAACGAUCCAGCAGCAGGCGUCACUCUCAAGGCAGCCGAGCGAGGAACUGGUCAUGGCAGCCACGUGUUUGCUGCUGGGGGAGAAGACGCGGCGAACUGCGGGGGCGAGGAAAAGGAGCAGCAACUGAUGCCUGCCGACAGCACAGCAGGAGCAGCUUCAUUCGAUUCAAGCUGCCUCCGCUGCUAUCGCUGUGGUGCCUUGCAGCGGCUCCGCAGCGACAGCGAGGCGACUGGCGGGAAGCACCAACUGCAGCAGGAGCAGCAGCCAUCGCUGCCAGCUCAUAGAACAGAGCCUGCAGUGUGCUCCGGCAGGAGGACGGCGGCUUUGCUCUGUUCGGAGGCGAGCGUGCACGGUGUUCAAGCUGAUGCCGCUGCUGCUGUUGCCGUUGCUUCUGCUGCUGCUACCAAGGGGGCAGAAGGCGAACUGGUCUAUUCGGAGCGGCUUGCGGCGUGGCUAGCCUUGCCUAACAGCUCGCAAGCAGACGGCUGCCAAGGGCCUCCCAGCUGCGCACAGUUCAUCUUCGCAUUUCCAGUCGAGCCCUUUGGAGGUUCCGCUGCUGCGCGUGAAAGACAGCAGGCUGUUUUUCAGAAGGAGGCUCAAGACGCACUGCAGCCUCAGCAGCACUCCCAAGGAGGGGAGCUCCAAGAGCUGCACCAAACCAAGCAGCUGGAGGAGUGCUCCAACGAAGGGGCAGGUAGAAGCCACUGUAUGCAGCAGGAGCAGCAGCCGGCAGAGGAUGGCAGUCGGCUGUUGGGAAUUUCGGAUGCUUAUGAGGCUGAUGUUGAGGAUGUGGCUGUGCCUCGUUCUGCAGAGCCGCGUGGCGCUGCAUCCAGCGGGAGCACAGAGAGCAGCACUCCCGCUUCCAGUGUAGCGAGAGAGGACGCAUCAGGAGACUCUCUGGAGGAAGAAGCUUUGCUCUGCAUGAAAAGGAAAGCCGCCUCUCCCUGUGAAGGACCUGCUGCAAUCCGAAUGAAGAAGGGAGCUCUAGACACCGACGCCUCUGUUGUUGUUUUUAGCGGCACCUGCAGGGGCAGCAUGGCUGGUGAAGAUGUCAUUGACACAUCCGAGCAGCAAGGUCUGCAGGAGUCAAUGGACAAGCAGCAGCAACAGCAACAAGAGCAGGAUCCAUCUGGUGCUGGUUCGCCCUGGUACUCUCUGUGGGUGCAGGAGGAUCAGGAGGAAAGGGAUCAGUGUCAGGAGCAAGAGACUCAGCAAGAGCUCUCGCAUUCACCUCAAGCUCUACUACGGAUGCAGACACCUCCCGAAUGCGCGUUGGAUCAGCCACGGAUGAUAAUGACUGCGGCUACUACGGAGCCGUGCGGCUCUGCUUAG